This is a messenger RNA of Phacochoerus africanus (Common warthog), 2773 nucleotides long. RefSeq names its product oxysterol binding protein like 2 (gene OSBPL2). The transcript has 14 exons. Gene Ontology annotation, cellular component: intracellular membrane-bounded organelle; membrane; cytosol. The coding region runs from base 222 to 1664 and encodes 480 amino acids. Gene Ontology annotation, molecular function: cholesterol binding. NCBI's taxonomy places the organism in Eukaryota, Metazoa, Chordata, Mammalia, Artiodactyla, Suidae. The record is from RefSeq and is a predicted model, not a curated record.
CACUUCCGCCUCGGUGUCAGUGGGUCGCGGGCCUGCGGGGCGGGGGCGGGGCGGGCAGCUGGGCUCGGCCGGCGCCGGAGGAACCGCGGUCCAGAUCCCCGUGCCUGCUGGAGUUUACGGGAAAGCGUUGGUCGCGUGGCAUUUCUUACACCGUCCAUGUAGCCCACACGAUGCUUCCGUAGAAGCCGGACCUCGGCGCGGAGGAGCCUGGCUGCCGAAGGAUGAACGGAGAGGAGGAGUUCUUCGACGCCGUCACAGGCUUGGAUUCUGAUAACUCUUCUGGGGAAUUUUCAGAGGCGAAUCAGAGAGUCACUGGAGUGGUUCAUGUGGACACCAGCAAAAGUAAUGGGAUUGGAAAAGUGGGGGAGAGGCCUCCGCAGGGGAACGGAGUUCGGAAGCGCAGGACGUCCCUGCCCGCCCCGAUGUUCACGAGAAGCGACUUCAGUGUGUGGAGCAUAUUGAAAAAAUGCAUCGGCUUGGAACUGUCCAGAAUCACCAUGCCCAUCGUCUUCAACGAGCCCCUGAGCUUCCUGCAGCGGAUCACCGAGUACAUGGAGCACGUGGACCUCGUCCACAGGGCCUCCCGCCAGCCCCAGCCUCUGGAGAGGAUGCAGUCCGUAGCUGCCUUCGCCGUCUCGGCCGUGGCAUCGCAGUGGGAGAGGACCGGCAAGCCGUUCAACCCGCUCUUGGGAGAGACCUACGAGUUAAUCAGGGAGGAUUUAGGGUUCCGAUUCAUAUCCGAGCAGGUCAGCCACCACCCCCCCAUCAGCGCCUUUUACUCGGAGGGCCUCCGCCAGGACUUCCUGUUUCACGGCUCCAUCUACCCGAAGCUCAAGUUCUGGGGGAAGAGCGUGGAGGCCGAGCCGCGCGGCACCAUCACGCUGGAGCUUCUCAAGCAUAAGGAAGCCUACACGUGGACCAACCCCACCUGCUGCGUCCACAACGUGAUCAUCGGGAAGCUGUGGAUAGAGCAGUACGGGGCGGUGGAGAUCCUCAACCACAGAACUGGAGAUAAGUGUAUACUUCACUUCAAACCCUGCGGACUGUUUGGAAAAGAGCUUCACAAAGUGGAAGGUCACAUUCAAGACAAGAACAAAAAGAAGCUCUUUAUGAUCUAUGGCAAGUGGACCGAGUGCUUGUGGGGCAUAGACCCGGUUGCCUACGAGGCCUUCAGGAAGCAGGAGCGGAGAGGCGACCCCCCGAGGAAGGCGAAGUCGGAUGCCGACCCCGAGAAGGCUGACGGCGAUGGGGCGGACACCGUGCCCGGGGCUCAGGAGACGGUGCAGGUCAUUCCAGGCAGCAAGCUCCUCUGGAGGGUCAACGCCCGGCCCCCCAACUCCGCCCAGAUGUACAACUUCACCAGCUUCACCGUGAGUCUCAACGAGCUGGAGACGGGCAUGGAGCAGACCCUGGCCCCCACGGACUGCCGCCUGCGCCCCGACAUCCGGGGCAUGGAGAACGGCAACAUGGACCUAGCGAGCCAGGAGAAGGAGCGGCUGGAGGAGAAGCAGAGGCAGGCGCGGAGGGAUCGGGCCAGGGAGGAGGCCGAGUGGCAGACGAGGUGGUUUCACCGAGGCAUUAACCCCCACACCGGGACCCCCGACUGGCUGUACACAGGGGGCUACUUUGAGCGGGAUUUCUCAGGCUGCCCAGACAUCUACUGAGGGCCCGGACUGGCCCCGGACCCGGGGACCGGAGCGGCUGGACUCGGCCGAGCAGCUGUUCUGAGCUUCGGUCACGGCAGAAACUGUUGCUGGCGGGGCUCCGUCCCUGGCUGAGGACUUCAUUCUAAUUAACCUGUGGUUGCCAAACAUUUUCCUACUGGUGCGGUCUCUUCAUACAGCUUCGCUUGGGUCAUCGUGUUUCCGUUAAGGGUUGAAGAGGAAAAUUCUUUGCGAUUCCCUUUUGUGUGACAGGCCGGGCCGGGGCUGAACGGGCCAGCAGUGCCUCCGAAUCUGAGUAUAAACAAGGGAAGUAACAGGAGAGGCUCGGCCUGCUCCUCUCGAUGUGGGGCAGAGGGUUUCUGAAGGUGUUUUAACUCGGAACCAGCAACAGGAAAAGGUGGCUCUGGAAAAAAAAUCCCUCAAAGAGCUUUAGAAAGGCCAAGAAUGGCUUCUAAGUCACAGGAGCACAAAAGCGGCGAUUUGCAAAGCAUCACAUUGAGUGAGGUGGGAAGUUGUCAGAUUCUGGGUUUUUCACCAAACCUCCCGUAAUGUAAAGAUUGCUUCUAACAUGUUUAAGUUAAAGCUGCUUGAAUAAUAUUUUGCUGAAGAGUGAGAGAUGCAUUCAUCGCCACGGGUACACGGUCCAAAACAACGCGUCCCCAUGACAGCCAGCCGAGGGCGACUGGAAACACUGACCCAAAGUCCCCAGACGGCUCCCGACCCUGACGGGAGCCGCCUCUGGCCACGUCUGCGCCUCUGGUCCCCAGGGCAUCCCUGUCACUGCGGGCCGCGCCUGUGCCCGCAGCACCCGUGUCCCCGUCUUGCAUGUUUGAGAUGCGCGGGGCCCACAUCCGGGCGCCCUGCUCCCCGCGGGGAUGUCAGCUGUGUGGGUCCCUCCGCACACGUCUACACCCGGUGACUGGUUCCUGCUGUAGUCACGCCAACACUACGACCGUGGCAGAGCUCCCCGAAGGGAAGGCGAUCUGUGCGUGUGCCGUCGUGCUCGCACGCGCACGCAGCUGUGUGGAGCGGGGGCUCCGCGAGAGCGGCCGUCCUUGCGUGUCCAGCUUCCACAUCACGUUUGUAAUUAAAACCCUUUUAAAAGUGAA